Messenger RNA from Patella vulgata (common limpet), 3867 nucleotides. Its product is annotated as polymerase delta-interacting protein 2. Gene Ontology annotation, cellular component: mitochondrial nucleoid; nucleus. Lineage: Eukaryota; Metazoa; Mollusca; Gastropoda; Patellidae. Gene Ontology annotation, molecular function: DNA binding. The transcript is spliced from 11 exons. The record is from RefSeq and is a predicted model, not a curated record. Bases 522 to 1547 code for a protein of 341 amino acids. Gene Ontology annotation, biological process: error-free translesion synthesis.
AACUUGAUUAUUAUGUAAAUUUAUGUUCUAAAAGAUCACAAACUGUGUUAUGUCUUCUCCUAAUCGGGGGAUCACGUGGCUAAGUAGGUAAGACGCUGGCUCGCUAGCCAGGAGGUUGGGUGUUCGAUCCCUGCAUUGUCCGAGAAAGUUCAUCCAGAUUUUCCGGUGUGGUUCCCCCUUGUCAGUGAUGCAGGACAGAGGGCCUGACAAGGACAGCUGUCUAGUCCUUUGGAUGGGACGAAAAACCGAGGUCCCGUGUAUACAUUGGAAUGCAGGUAAAAGAUCCCUUGGCAGUUGGAAUUCGAUAUAAGAGUAGGCGCUAGUGCCGCUGCCCGGGCAAAAUUUCCCUCAUAGCACACUGUAUGACGUAUGCCCGUCUUCAUUAGCCCAGCAUAGGAGCAGAACAGUAGGACGUUAAACCCCAUUUCAUUUCAUUUGUCUUCUCCUAAUCACUGAAUAGUUAAGAGUUGUCGGCCCAUGUUGCGCCAAGGGAGGUAAUUGAUGUUCCUCCUGAGAAAAAAAUGGCGUCUGCUUUGAAGAAGGUUAUUGUGAAUAUUUUUGUUGCAGUUCCGAUUAAUCGAGCCUGCAAUCGUUAUUUAUCAAGCAGGCUUGCAAAGGUUGGAAUUCUAGAAACACCUAAAGAUCAUGGAAAAUCCUACGAAACUGGUCAGCUCUUUCUACAUAAAAUAUUUGGAUAUAGAGGAGUUAUCUUGUUUCCAUGGUUAGCAAGAGUUUAUGACAGAGACACUGCUACAAAAACAGAAGAAAAAAGUGUGGAUGAACAGACAACAUCAAUUGGUAAAGAGGUGAAGGGUAAAAAUCAUCUACAUUAUCAAGUCCUCAUGGAUUCGAGAGACAGUCCACAUAUUAGAGCACAAACGGAAGCUGUAACAUUUUUAGGCAAUCCAAGUGAUACCAGAUCUUUAUAUACUAUACCAGGUUUAGACUAUGUAGCUCAUGAGGACAUCUUACCAUACUUGAGUGUUGAAAGAUCCCCAAUAGAACAUGAACUUUUCGACCAGUUUUUAAUAUAUGACCCUGAAAGCUCUCCAUCUUUUACAUCAAGUGAAACAUUAAGAGCGUGGCAAAAUAAAAAUCAGCCUUGGUUACAAUUAUCAGAUGUUCAUCGAGAAACAACAGAAAACAUACGAGUAACAGUCAUACCUUUCUUCAUGGGAUGUAGGGAAUCGCAACAAGUAAAUGAUUACUGGUGGAGAUAUUGUGUAAGAUUACAGAAUUUUGGAGAAGAGAGAGUUCAGAUACGAGAAAGACAUUGGAGAAUAUUUUCAAUAUCUGGUACACUAGAAACAGUGAGAGGAGUGGGUGUGGGGGGACAUGUGCAGGUUCAGGAGCCUAUUUUAUCAACUGAGCAGCCGGCUUUUCAGUACAGUAGCCAUAUCGCUUUACAAGCUCCAAGUGGUCAUAUGUGGGGAACUUUCAAAAUGGAGAGACAAGAUGGAACUGUAUUUGACUGUAAAAUACCACAAUUUUCUUUAGAAAGUAAAUCAGAAGAAGCAAAUAAUCCAAAUAGUUUUUUAGGAAGUUAGAUCAAAUGAUUGUUAAAAUGUAUUUUUAUUGUGAUAUUAUUACAUUGAUUUUUAAUGUAAAAACAAAAAGUAUGAUUGGUAAUAGAUGUGUAUAGAUGUGUGAAGAUGUAACAAAGUGUAUCUGAUAAUAUCUAUCCUUUUUUUUAAUACAGAUCUUUACUGUAAAAAGAAAUAUGUUUUCUUCACAUGUGAUCAUUUAAUUUUAGUUGAACAUCUGUAUCUGGAAGUUGUAGGAAGUCCAUAAUUAUCUUUUCUGUGAUCAAUGAGAUUUUGUCAUAUGUCAAUAUCACAAAUUUAUAGGAAAUCUAGUAUAAUAAAAUCCUGUCUAAAACUGGAUGAAGAUAAAUGAUUGAAUUAAAUUUCUAAUUGUCUUAGCAAGGACAAUGAACCACUGCUAUCUAAUAAUAAUAACUACAAAGUGAAGUGAUAAACAGAUAGUACUGGAUAUUAUUAAUAAUCUAGAUGACAUUUUUAUUAAUUUAAUUGUGCCAUCUAGACACUUCUCUCUUACUAUAAAACUUGAUUAAUUUACAUUGCUGAUUUAUGUACAUUUCUUUGUUCACAUAUUUAUUGUCAUCAUGAAAUUCCAGUGAAGCAUGGUUGGUCAUAUUAAUUUCUUACCUUUGUGUUCACAUAAUUAUCUUGCCAAAUAAAGGACAAUAUUGAUUCUGUUCAUUACUUAAGUACCAUUUACAUACCACUCUAAUAAUAACAGUGUAGAAGGUUCUGUAAAUUUAGUCACCCUGCGUUCACAUAUUUAUGUUAUUAAGCAAUUGACAAUGUUUGUCUUCUCUUAAAGAUACAUUAGUUAAAGAGUUUAAUAAAGAGUUGGUCAUUCUUGCUAUAAUAAUUCAAAAAUAGAUGAUAAAAAAGAAAAUAUAGAAAAUUUCAGUCAAAUUACUUCAUUCUGAGCCAAAUUAUCACUGUUUAUUGUUUUGACAAGAUGUGUGCAUAGUGGUAACUAGCGCACUGGUAUAUUCGCAACUUAGCCUCGCUUUCCCAUUUUUAAAUUAAAUUUUUAAAUGGCGAACUGUUCUAAUCUAGUUAAAAUCACGAGUAUCCGAUGCCAUCGAGAGUUGAGUAUGGUCUGGAUAAGUUAACAAAUGUGUAAUUAAUAGUUUAAAUAACAUUUCAGGCCUAAAGAAAGACCUGCAAUAGGCAGAUUUACCUCUUGCAUAAUGUAUGUUUAAAGGGAUAUAAUGCAAAAACUCAAUUAUGAGGGGUUUUUCCCCUUCUGUUGAUAGGUUAGUAUUGAUGCCAUGACAAAUCCCUAACAAAAAUGUUAUGUGACUGACAAAUAUUAAAAUCAAAAAAUGUAGUUCAAAUUUCAUGUUAUUUGUCUGGAAGAGUUUUUUUUUAAUAAACCAUGUUCAGAUUGAUGUUGGAGUCAUAUGUUGAGCAGUUGAGAACAAACGCUAAAUAUAGAUAGUCAUGUGAUGCAAAGUCCAGCCCUGUGUCACUCCUGAUGUGAUGUUCCACACAAACCAGUCAGAUCUUAAUGAAGUGGAUGACAUCAAAAAUGUAAAGAAACAAAAUUUUGAGGUGUAUUUUGAUCAGACAGUUAUAGUUACCUCCCAUGCCUUGUGUUAAAUAACUAUUACAUGAUCUAUUAUCAAAACCAAGAAACCACAGAGAUGCUUCCAGUUUAUUAAUAUCAUAAAAGAUAUUAAUUCCUGGUUUCAUUAAUUUCAUUUUGAAUACUACAAAAGCUAUGUUUAGAUAAACACCCAUGAAAUUAUAAAAACAUGUUUGUCUAGAUUUUAUUUGUUAAUGUUCUUAGAGUACCAGUAUGUGUUGAUUUUUUAAUAUGUUACAUGUCAUUCAUUGUGUUGCCAUAUAAAUUUGUAAUAGCACCAUUGAGCAGCACGCUGUGUUGUAUGUCAGUCACUAUGACUCACUCUGUAAAUGCAUUAUCACAUUACAUAUUUUUGUUUUAUUCAAUGUGUUUAAGUUCUCCUUUUUUAAUUUUUCUUUUUUGGACUUAUGAAAUAUUUCAUUUAUUCUAUAAAUGAAUUAUUACUUAAAUAAUUACCGGUACAUUUGUGAUUCAAAAUAAGGAUAUAAUUUGACAGUUUGCCAAUUUCUUUUUCUGUUUAUUAAAGUAUUAGGUUAUGUGUUCAUAUGUCAUAUAUUUUGUAGUAUAUAAAUUAGAAAUAGGAUACAAUUUGAAAAGUAACUCAUGUUAUUGCUAUGGAUAUUUAUGAGUGUUCAUUUAUCAGUCUAUGAAUGUGUGUAUUCCAAUUGAAUAUAUAGUGAAAUUUAAAAAUAUUCUUGUUAUCGAGCAAAUGUACAUAAAAUUGUUAUAAAAAUAUAAAUAAUG